Dermochelys coriacea (leatherback sea turtle) is the source of this 5578-nucleotide messenger RNA. RefSeq names its product chloride voltage-gated channel 1 (gene CLCN1). The transcript has 23 exons. The record is from RefSeq and is a predicted model, not a curated record. Gene Ontology annotation, biological process: chloride transport; transmembrane transport. Gene Ontology annotation, cellular component: membrane. Gene Ontology annotation, molecular function: voltage-gated chloride channel activity. Lineage: Eukaryota; Metazoa; Chordata; Testudines; Dermochelyidae. Bases 1 to 3030 code for a protein of 1009 amino acids.
AUGGAGAGUUCCGAACGUAAGAUGACGGAGCCCAGAUCGGACUCAACCCUGUGGGGUGGUGCUCCUCAGUACGUCUAUGUCCACUUUGAGAAGUGCACCAGUUAUGGAAUCCCGUCGGAGGCAGGGUGUGAGGCCAGGGGUACGGGGGAUGAUCUGCACUAUCUGGAGAACUCCCUCAGCCAUCCACAGCUCUAUAGGCAGUACACAGACCAGCUCUCUGACUUUGCACAGAAGGAAGCGACAAAACUACUGGGUAAGAAAGAGACCCAAGGGAACAGCCAGAGCCCCCAGAAAUGGGACAGCCAGACAGAGGUCAAAGAGGAGCGGUACUCCAAAUGCCAAGACUGUGCUAGACACAUUCAGAAAUAUGUUACCAAGAAGCUUGGAGAAGACUGGAUAUUCCUGGUUCUGUUGGGUCUGGUCAUGGCGCUGGUGAGCUGGGGAAUGGAUUAUGCCAGCGCCAAGAGUCUGCAGGGUGGGUCCCAUUCAGCUUACAAGUGGAUGUACAAGGAGCUGCACCCGAGUGUCCCUAUGCAGUACCUGGCCUGGGUUACCUACCCCCUCAUCCUCAUCCUCUUCGCUGCUGUCUUCUGCCACCUUGUCUCCCCACAGGCUGUUGGGUCUGGGAUUCCUGAGCUGAAGACAAUCAUGCGGGGAGUGGUCCUCAAGGAAUACCUCACGCUCAAAGCUUUUGUGGCCAAAGUCGUAGGCCUGACAGCUGGGCUGGGUAGUGGCAUGCCUAUAGGGAAAGAGGGUCCCUUUGUGCACAUUGCCAGCAUCUGUGCUGCUGUGCUCAGCAAGUUCAUGUCAAUCUUCUGUGGCGUGUAUGAGAAUGUGUACAGGCAGCUCGAACUCCUGGUGGCGGCUUGCGCGGUUGGAGUUGGAUGUUGCUUCGGGGCUCCUCUCGGAGGGGUGCUCUUCAGCAUUGAGGUCACUUCCACUUACUUUGCCGUGCGCAAUUACUGGCGUGGUUUCUUUGCAGCCACAUUCAGUGCCUUCAUCUUCCGAGUGCUCGCCGUGUGGAACAAGGAUGCAGUCACCAUCACGGCCUUGUUCAGAACUAACUUUCGAAUGGAUUUCCCCUUUGAUCUGCAGGAGCUGCCAGCCUUUGCUGUGAUAGGGAUCUGUUGUGGGUUCCUUGGAGCCUUUUUCGUUUACCUCAAUCGCCAGGUGGUUCUGUGUGUCCGACGGCAUACGGCUCUGAGCCAAUUUCUCACCAAAUACCACCUUGUAUACCCAGGAGUUAUAACCUUCCUGAUAGCAACAGUGACCUUCCCGCCGGGGUUCGGGCAGUUCAUGGCUGGAGAGCUGAUGCCCAGGGAAGCCAUCAGCUCCCUGUUUGAUAACUACACCUGGGCAAAGCACAUGGGGGACCCACAAAUCCUAGGGAAAUCUGCCAUCUGGAUCCACCCCAAAGCCAGUGUCUUCAUCAUCAUCCUGCUUUUCUUCGUCAUGAAGUUCUGGAUGUCUGUCGUUGCCACUACCAUGCCGAUACCUUGUGGAGGCUUCAUGCCUGUUUUUGUAUUGGGGGCUGCAUUCGGCCGUCUCAUUGGUGAAAUCAUGGCAUCACUCUUCCCUGAUGGGAUCCUCUUUGAUGGCAUCGUUUACAAAAUCUUACCUGGAGGAUACGCCGUCAUUGGCGCAGCAGCCCUGACAGGAGCAGUGAGCCACACUGUCUCCACAGCAGUGAUUUGCUUUGAGUUGACGGGUCAGAUCUCCCACAUCCUGCCCAUGAUGGUUGCCGUCAUCCUCGCCAACAUGGUGGCCCAGAGUUUGCAGCCCAGUCUCUAUGACAGCAUCAUCCAGGUGAAGAAGCUGCCUUACCUGCCUGACCUGGGCUGGAAUUACAUAAGCAAAUACAAUAUCUUUGUUGAGGAUAUUAUGGUCUGUGAUGUGAAAUACAUCUCCUCUACUUGUACAUAUCAGGACCUACAGACCCUGCUUCAGAGCACCACUGUCAAGACCUUGCCUCUGGUGGAUUCACCAGAGUCCAUGAUCCUGCUGGGCUCAGUGGAGCGGUCAGAGCUGCAGGCUCUUCUCCAGAGGCAUAUUGGCCAGGAGCGGCGCCUGCGCAUCAUCAAGGAGAUGCAGCAGAAGCUGGCUGAGGCGCCCUAUGACGGGCACAGCAAAGGCCAGUGGGCAGCCAUGCCCAGUUGGAAACGCGAAUCUUUUGCUUUUGUGGAUGAGGAUGAGGACGAAGAGGAGAAGGCUGAGCCACCUCAGCAACCCUCUCCUGCUCCCAGUCACCCUGAGGAGCCCAAUGGCCCAGUGGCGCCUCAUAAACCAAUGCCAGAAACACUGGGGCCCCAGGAAACCCCAGCCAGGAGUUUCUGGAGCUUAAGGCAGCUGAUCCAGCGGCUUUUGUGUCAUUAUAACCAGCCACCAGAGAUGGAGAGUGUUGCCCAGGAGUCUCUAGAGGUUACAGAUACAAUGAAGCCAGAGGAGAUAGAUGCUUGGGAGCAGGACGAGCUGAAUAAGGAGGUGUGCUUUGACAGCUGCCGCAUAGAUCCCUCCCCUUUUCAGCUAGUGGAGAGGACUUCCCUGCACAAGACACACACCUUGUUCUCCUUGCUGGGCCUCAGCCAUGCCUAUGUGACCAGUAAGGGGAAGCUGAAGGGAGUGCUGGCUUUGGAAGAGCUCCAGAAGGCAAUUGAGGGCUCCACAUGCUCUGGUGUCCGCCUCCGUCCGCCCCUCGCCAGCUUCCGUGACACCAACAGGACCUCAGUCAGCAAUGACCAGAGUAGCCAGGUUUCACAGGUGUGGAGCCGGCAGGACAGCUGUGUGGUGCCUGUGAGAGGAGCUGCAGACUCAGGGAUGGGGAGCCCACUGCCCUCCAGCUCCCCUUCCCCACAGCCUACGCCCUUCCCUGAGGAGGGGAAGGGGCUGCGCUCUGUCUCAGCUGCUGACGCUGAGCUGGAGGAGAUGGAGCUGUCUGGCCCCGCUGCUGAGAACAUCUCAGACAUCCUCAAGGAUCUGAGCCUGCGCUCCACGGACCUGGAGGAGGAGGAUGAAGAGGAUGUGCCCCUAUAACCGGUGGGAGGAGGGGAUGUCCCACUCCACUCCCAUCAGCGAGCCAGCCCUGCUACACAUGCUCCUCAGGGAGAGGCCUGGGGACUCUCUCGCCAGUGCUCCAGCAUCCGCAGUAGCUUAGUUGGGGGAGGAGUCACAGGACUGCCCUUCUGUCUGCUGCCCUCACUGCCUGGAGUGUUGUGCUACCUGGGAAAGAUGGAGGUGCGUGUGUGAGAGGGGGGAGAUGGACUCCCCCAGGUGGCAAGGGGGCUGCUGGGAUUAAGACCCUUACUCUUUCUUUACCAGCACUCAUGGUAAGCAUAUGGGGGAGAGGCAGCAGGAACCGUAAUGAGGCAUGGACACCACCUGCUGCAGGGGCAGAUGGUCUGGAUAGAUUGUGCCACUGUGAGAGAGUGGUGGGGAGCAGAUGGGGGCCACAGCCCUUCCUCUUCUCCAUUCCCCAAACACCCUGCAGAACAGUAUGACUUUCUCUGCUUCUCCCGCCCUCCCAACAGUUCCUGCAGGAACCUCCCCACAACCCAGGAUUUCUGACUAGUGAAAAUUCGCAGGGCCAGGAGGAUUGUGCAGGCAAUGAGAGGGGAGAGGGCAAGACCCCUGAGCACCGUCCUGUACAAUCCACCCAGCCACAGCUGUAUCCCCUGAGAUUGUGGGUUGAGCCAGCCUGGCACCUAGAGACACCCAGCAUCCCUGGGGUAAUAAUAGCUUUAUAAACAGUGGCUCAUUUAUUAGCAUGACACUCUUUCCUGUAGUUCCUAAGGGUGGUCACCAUCUUCCCAGACACCUCACAAGCACACGCUGCCCACACUUGUAUCCUAGAAGCAACUUUCUGUCUCAGAAUCCCAGCACCCCAUGCCCCUGCAGCCCCUUCAGGCCUCUCUCCCAUCCUGUGCACCAAGAACAUUCUUGUCCAGAAACACUGGGUCUUGUUCUGGAUUCUCCCUCUAUUAUUUUUCUUGGUAGAAGGAAUGCUGGGGGCUUCUCCUGGGCCUGCCAGCACUGCCACGAAGAGGGAGGUUUCUUACUGCUCCCAUAAGCAUGAUUGGGAGGGAGGAAAGGCUGCCUGAUCUGUGUCACUGUUCUUUAAUAUACUCAGGACUUUAAAAAAGAAUUGGACGGGAGGAAUCGUUGCUUUCCGGUUGGCUCACUGAAGUCUUUAAGCAGAAUGGCCAAGAUUGGAGUGGGUUGGGCAGAGGUCACAAAGGCAUGGGCAAAUGGCAGUAAGACUGUAUAUAUAUUUCUGUCUUUCAGAUAUUCAUGUGUUUGUUUCUGAACCACUAUCAGCAAUUUCUAUGAAGUUAUAGUCUUAAAAUAUAAGAUCACCCGCAGGCUGAUGAGAGAGAAAUGAGAAAUGGCAGAGAGAAGCCACUCCCCUGCCUUCCCCUUUGCUAGCACGGGAAGGUCCCUGUCUUUAAACACUGCUCUCUCCUGCUACUCCAGGAGUGGGUACCCUCCACACAUCUCUGCCAAUACAGCUCAAUUGUAACUUGCAGCACCCUUUACUAUUCCAAUUCCAUCUUCACCUGUGUCCGGAGGAGAGACACUGCAGCAGCUUGGUGCAUGCAUGUGACACCCUCAUUCUGGGAGAUGAGAGACUGCCAGGCUAACUCACUAUCCCUGCCAGGUUUUCUCAGUACAAUGGCAAAAUUCAAUGCUUUAGGGUCUGCAGAUUUCCCCAGCCAUUGUGCAGCUUUUACUGUCAAAUUUUCAUAAAAGAAACCAGGUAGCAGUCCCUGGAGCUCUGCCAGACACAAUCCCACUCAUCAGGCUGUGAGGAGAGGAGAUCCCAGGAACUUUAUGGUAUGUCCUGAUGCCUGGCCAGGUGCACCUCCUCGAGCUGGCUGCCUGGAGACUAUGACAAAGCCAGAGGCAGCAUGUUUUGCAGUUCCUGCCCUGUUCUCUGUUUUGGGAGACAUCUCAGAGACAACUGGGAGACAUCAACUAUGUUGGGUUUGCCAAGCUUAUUUAAGCAGAUGGUUCCCCUGCAGUGUUCCAGAGGCAGGUAAAAUCCUGGGGCAUCUGCCAGUAUACUAGUGAGAAUUCCUCCUUGGCCUCAAUUCUAGCAAUUAGGCUUGUACAUGUAAACAAGAACCCUUUCUGAAGCUGGGGGUCUCCGUUGUGACCUGACCUGGCCUGUGUUCAGCUGGGGGCAGUUAUGUUGGGGAAGAAAGGGUUUGAUUUAAUUCCCUGGCAAUCCCAGGGUCCCUGCCCUGCUCAUCCUUCCCUCUGCAUUGGAAUCUCUGCGUUCUAUGUCUGUCCCUCCCCUUUGGGGACAGAUGCUUUCUUUCAUGCUCUUUUUUGAGCUGGUGUUUAUUUUUUCCAGUUUUACGUAGAGGCAACAUAAUUUUAAGACUAACACAAGUAAAUAGAAGGGGGGUGGCAGCCUCAUGGCAGCAGCCCAAUUCACAGGGACUGCCCCUCCCCCACGCAGCAGUGCUCAGACAGGCCCUAUCUCCUCCCUGCCCUCAUGGGGGGAGAACAGAGUAGCCACUCUUUUUUUCUCUUUUUCUUAAAGUUUUAAAGCAUGGGGAAGUGGGAAAGAAAGAAAACA